Messenger RNA from Leguminivora glycinivorella, 5304 nucleotides. RefSeq lists its product as uncharacterized. The record is from RefSeq and is a predicted model, not a curated record. Bases 1 to 5304 code for a protein of 1767 amino acids. Gene Ontology annotation, biological process: DNA integration. The transcript has a single exon. Lineage: Eukaryota; Metazoa; Arthropoda; Insecta; Lepidoptera; Tortricidae. Gene Ontology annotation, molecular function: nucleic acid binding; zinc ion binding.
AUGACCGAAGAAAAGGAUUUAAUCAAAAAACGUGGCAGUUAUAAGGGUCGGCUAACUAACUUCUCAAACUACAUGAAUUCUUUGGAAAGUACUUCACUUACCUCUGUGGCCGCCAAUGAGUUGCAGUUAAGAGUCAGUAGAAUGGAAUCAUUAUUUAGUGAGUACGAUGAAGUGCAGUUAAAGUUAGAAUGCUUGUCGUCUAGCAUUGACCUUCAGUUAUCUGAGCGAGCUGAGUUCGAAGCCCAGUACUUCAGUGCAAUUGCUAAAGCACAGGAUAUUUUACAUUCAUUUAAUAAAAAGCAAGAAGACCUGGGUAGCGAACGUGCAAGUAAUUCUAGUGCUAGCAAUCAUAGGCUUGUUAAACUUCCCGUCAUACAGUUGCCAAAGUUCUCAGGUUCAUAUGAGAAUUGGCUCGAGUUUCACGACACAUUCCUAAGCUUAAUUCAUUCAAAUGACGAAAUCGAUGAAAUAAAUAAAUUUCACUAUUUAAGAUCGUCACUAGAAGGUUCAGCGGCAGUGGUUGUUAAAUCGGUCGAAUUCUGUUCUAAAAAUUAUCAAACUGCAUGGAAACUUCUGUGUGAUCGUUUCGAUAACAAACGUUUAUUGCUGCAGAAUCACGUUUCAGCAAUAUUUAACAUCGAAACAAUCACCAAGGAGUCUUCAUUUGCGUUAAAACGUAUGAUCGACCAAUUGAACAAAAACUUGCUCGCAUUGGAAACACUAGGCGAACCCGUAAAACAAUGGGAUACAUUACUUAUUUACAUUGUGUCACAUAAGUUAGAUGCUAAGUCGUAUCGGGAAUGGGAAGAGUACAAAGGUCGCUUAGAUAAAGAUAAGCCAAUAACUCUCGAAGCGUUUCUAACAUUCAUGCGAAAUCGUUCUGAUUUAUUGGAAACGUUGGAACUGUCCACUAAUAACACUGUCGGUCGAAAUAACACUUCUCACAAAAACACUCCGAAGUUGAAAACUUUGUCCGUACAGGACACUAAACAAAACACUGUGGCUAAGUGCCCUAAAUGCAGCGGUGAACAUUAUUUACCUAGUUGUUUACAGUUUCUCGCCCUUAGUAACGCCGCGCGAUUGGAAUUAUUACCGAAUUUAAAGGUUUGUUACAACUGUUUACGCGGUGGACAUUAUGCUAAUCAUUGCAAAAAGCCAGGAUGCAAGCUAUGUAAGCGAAAGCAUAACACAUUAGUGCAUGUUACCGAUAGCAAACCUACAUCGAGCGGAGCCUGCGCGUCCGGCCGCGGCGAGGAGGAAAAUGCAACUAAAAAUAAUAAAUCGAUUUUUCCUGUUAAUCAAUCGUUACCUGCCGCGCCCGUUGCAUCUCAUUCUGGUUUAGGGAAUAUUUCGCAUGAUGUCUCGCCCGCCUCGGUACAAACACUAUCGGCUCAAAUUAUGUCUAACUCGCCACCAGCGAAACAUGGCAUGCUUGCGACUGCGCUAGUCAAGGUUUACGAUGGUAAUAAUAAAGAGCAGGUAGCUCGCGUCAUGUUAGACAACGGUAGUUUUGCUUGCUUAAUAUCUCAGAGUUUUUGUGAGAAAUUAAAUUUACCUACAAGUCAAAUUAACACUACAAUUUUAGGUGUAAAUAAACAACCUAGUGAAAUAGGAGAAAUGUGUCUUGUUCCUAUAAAAUCUUUAAACGACACAUAUUCAGUAACAGUUAACUGUUAUGUUCUGCCAUCCUUAACUGAUGACGUCCCCUGUCGUCAAAUUAAUCUGGCAGACCUUAAUAUCCCAAGCGACAUUUGUUUGGCUGAUCCAAACUUCUAUGAACCCGCACCUGUCGAUAUUAUAUUAGGCGCUGAGGUGUUUUGGGACUCAUUUCCUACACGACCUCAGAUCAUUCGACUAGGUAUUGGACUUCCGAUGCUCUGUGAAACUCGCUUUGGCUAUUUGGUUGCUGGUCGGGAAAUUACCGACAGUCUACCUUCCAGCAUUCAGUGUUUCUUUGCUUCUGGUCUUUCGCACACAGGUGAUAAUGAUUUAAAAUGUAACGACGACAUCCAAACCCAAUUAACGCGGUUUUGGCAGCUCGAAGAAGUUAGCCAUAAGUCGUCACAUUAUUCACCUGAGGAAAAAAUGUGCGAAGAACACUUCGUUGAAAAUACUUCGCGGCUAGCCGACGGACGAUUCUGCGUCAGGCUGCCUUUAAAACAAAGCGAAAGUGUCCUAGGCGACUCAUUUCAACGCGCAAAACACUGCAUGCUCUCAUUGGAGCGUAGAAUUAAAACCAAGCCUUCAUUUAAAGCUUUAUAUCAUGAGUUCAUGGCAGAGUACGAAAGCUUGGGUCACAUGUCACAAGGUAGACAGAUCGCACAUGAGGAAAAGGGUUAUAUAAUACCUCAUUUCGGAAUUUUGCGCGAAAGCACCACUACAAAGCUUCGAGUGGUGUACAAUGCUAGUAGCCCGUCUACCUCAGGUGUCAGUCUGAAUGACAUUCAGAUGGUCGGACCCACUGUGCAAGACGACCUUCUGUCUAUUCUGAUUAGGUUCAGGCAGCACAGGUACAUCAUUUCUUCAGAUGUUGAGAAAAUGUACCGUCAGAUAUGGGUGCAUCCUGACGACCGCCAUCUGCAGAAAAUUCUUUGGCGCAGCUCAGAGACCAAGCCACUAUUAGUGCACGAGCUCAACACUGUCUCAUAUGGGACAGCCAGUGCUCCCUUCCUGGCCACCAGGUGUCUCAAACAGAUAGGCUUAGAUUGUGAGGACGAUAAGGUCAAAGAAGCCAUCGUUCACGAUUUUUAUGUUGACGACCUGCUGACAGGAGGAGAUGACCUUACUGAGGUGAAAACUAUUCGCCAUAAAGUGACUCAAGCACUUUCUUCCGCAGGAAUGAACCUGCGUAAGUGGAAGUCAAACGAGGCUCGCCUAUUAUGUGAACCCUUUCAAUCCUCUGUGGAUUUGAAUAUAGGAUCAAAUGAGCCCAGCAAAACGUUAGGCUUAGGCUGGCACCCUGAGUCUGACGAGCUGUAUUUUCCGAUAGGGAAGAUAGUCUCUAAGGGAAAUACCAAGCGCGACAUGCUUUCAGUGAUUGCUCAGAUUUUCGAUCCAUUAGGGCUUCUAUCUCCGUUCGUAAUCACCAUGAAAAUGCUACUGCAGCGGCUGUGGCUUCAGAAGGUUUCAUGGGAGGACGAACUGUCUCCAGAGAUCACCACGCAAUGGGUAGAACUCUUGGAAGGAUUGCCGGCACUGAAUAACGUUAGAGUCCCUCGUCAUGUUAUUUGCAGCUCACACGUUGCCUUUGAUCUGCACAUUUUCUCAGACGCAUCUGAACGCGCGUACGGCGCUUGUGUCUACGUGCGUAGUGUAGACAAGGAAGGUCAGGUGUUAGUUAGGUUGUUGAUUGCGAAAAGUCGAGUUAGUCCAAUCAAGCCUACAACCAUACCUAGACUCGAAUUGUGUGGAGCUCUCGUUAGUGCUCAUCUGUAUGAAAAGGUCACGUCUUCACUUCGAGGUCAGGCCAGAAGCACGACUUUUUGGACUGACUCAACGAUUGUGUUAGGUUGGCUCAAGAUGAUGCCGAGUAGGUUGCAACCCUUCGUGAGGAACCGAGUGUCAGACAUUUUAGAAAUCACCGGCAGUUGUUCUUGGAGGCAUGUUCCAACAGAUCAAAACCCCGCGGAUUUAAUUUCCCGUGGAACUCAUGCUAGCGUUAUUGACUCGUUAGAUUUGUGGUGGUCGGGUCCUAGUUUUUUACAACAGGACUCAUCUCAGUGGCCGUCGAAUCCUGCCACAAAACAAUGCAAUGAGCUACCUGAAACCCGCGUUGAGGUUUCCUUGCACGUCAACGAAACUCAAGAGACUCAAGAGUCAUUGAUAAACUUCAACCGAUUUUCCAACCUGUCACGGCUCAUUCGUGUUAUUGCGUACGCUCUGCGCUUCAUUACGAACUGUCGUAAAAGUAUAACGUCUACGUCGUCGACGUACCUCAAUCACGACGAACUAAAUACCUCAUUGAAAUUGAUUACCAAAUUUAGCCAGGUCGAAUCAUUUCCCGAGUAUGAAGUUUUAGCUAAAAAACAAAGUUUGACUAAAAAGAGUAAACUUUUAAAAUUCAACCCAUUCCUAGAUAGCGAUAAUUUAAUGCGCGUGGGAGGCCGUCUUUCCAAUUCUGAAUUUACGUAUGAUAAAAAACAUCCCAUUAUUUUACAGUCCACACAUCGAUUUACCAAAUUAUUAUUCAGUUAUGAACAUAAGAGGCUCCUGCAUGCACCGCCUCAGAUGUUGUUAUCAACGAUUAAAGAGACCUAUUGGCCCAUAGGGGGUCGUAACUUGGCAAAAGCUUGCUACCAUCAGUGCAUACGAUGCACAAUUAUGAAAGGAGAAACAAUGGCUCCAUUGAUGGGUAAUUUGCCGAGUUCUCGGGUAUCACCUGGAGGCUAUCCGUUUAGGAAUGUGGGCGUGGACUACGCAGGUCCACUUAUGGCAGCCAGCCGCCAAGGUCGUGGUUGCACAUUGGUCAAAGUUUAUGUUGCCGUUUUCAUAUGCCUCACAACCAAGGCAAUACAUUUAGAAUUGGUGGGAGAUUUAACUAGUAAAACUUACUUGUUAGCACUGUCUCGAUUCAUGUCUCGACGCGGACAGCCAGACAACAUUUAUUCCGAUAACGGCACUGCAUUCGUCGGAGCUUAUAAUGAAAUCACCAAGUUUCUUAGGGAUAACUGCAACUCAUUGGCUGAAACUUUGGCAAGUGAAAAGACUAAAUUUCACUUUCUUCCUGCUUACGCACCUCACUUCGGAGGCAUUUGGGAGGCCGGUGUUAAGUCUGUCAAAUAUCAUUUGCAACGAGUGUUGGGCAAUUGUAACUUAACUUAUGAACAGCUUAACUCUACACUUAUCAGCAUCGAAGCACUUCUGAACUCCCGGCCACUAACACCUCUGUCAUCACACCCGGAUGAUCUCUCAGCGCUCACACCUGGACAUUUCCUUGUCGGACGUUCACUCACGUCAUUGCCGGUGCACGACCUGCGAGAUCACACAUAUCAGCAUCUUUCACGAUUCCACCGAAUUGAACAGCUCCGUCAACAUUUCUGGGCUCGGUGGACAAAGGAGUAUAUCCCAGAACUGCAGCAUCGAAUCAAGUGGAGACUCAACCAAGAUUCCCUGCAGAAUAACACCCUCGUUGUCUUGAAGGAAGACAACCUGCCUCCGUUGAAAUGGCGACUUGGACGCAUUAUAGCCACUCACCCUGGUAAAGAUGGCAUAUCUCGAGUGGCUGAUGUGAAGACAUCUGGAGGAGUCGUUCGACGGGCUUUCAGCAAGAUAUGUCCGCUUCCUGUGGCUACCGAAUCUGCUUGA